AUGUAUUCCGUUAAGGAGACAAAGAGCGCAGCCAAGGCGCAGAAAAAGACGCAAAAGGUUAACAGCAAAAAGCAGCAACAGCAGCAGCAGCAAAAGCAACAGCAGCCACCAUUGGCGAAUGGAAAUAAAGUCAACAAUAUAGUUCCAAAUAAUAAUAGCAAAAGUAGCACUCUGCCAAUAAACACGGCACAAAAAAUCAAGGAGCACUACGAGGCGGAGAAGAGGAACCAGGCGACCUUAAUAAUGGGAGCCAACACCUUACCAGGAUACGAGAACGUGCCCAAAAUGGAGCGAUCCAAUAGCUUCUCGAUACGCAACAAGCUCUCCAAGUUGAUAAACCAUCUGACGGGCAGCAAGGAGAACCUAUCCAGAACCGACGAAGACAGCGACCGGAUACCAUUCACUUUCACCCGGAGUCGCUCCAUGAUCCAGAUGAGGCGACCGAAUCGCCGGAGCUUUAUAGAACCUCAGUUGGAGCAGCUAUCCGAGGAGACGGAGAAAUCCGGGGAUCUCACUUCGCCAGCUUCACCGCGAAAAACUUCAGUGGCUGAUUUCGAAGUUGGUUCUCCAGUUUUACUGAGAAGAAGUGAACUCACAAGUUCGGUGAGAACUCCAAAGCGACGCCAAUCCGCCCAGCCCUUCACCUCGACUCCCUUGGAGGAGACCCAGUCGCAGGUUCAACGGAAGGGAUCGCUGAUGUCGCUGAACCAAACGGAACCCACGAAUCCCCAGUUGAACUUCCAGAAGCGGAGAUCCAAUACGCUGAUUGCCUCCUUCAAGAGCACCUUUUCGGGAUUGAAGAGCAGCAGUGGGGGAGCCGAGAAGAAGGAGAAGAUGAACCCCAAGUGGAGCGCCUCGCUGCAGUCGCUGCAGGCGAUCGACAAUAUGGUGAGCUAUGCCAACAUGUCCUUCAUCGACUACGACAAGUUCAAUGGCUACGAGAAGCAGCUGGAGCGGCAGCAAUCGCUGAUGAGUUUGGCGGAGCAACCACCUCCCACUGCCACCCAGUUGCCACUGCCACCGUCGGCCUUGACCCACUCCCAUUCCCACUCGCAUUCACCCUCGCCAAUGGGUGGUGCGGAUGCUCCUCGCACGCCCGUCCACCUGGGCUCAUCCCUGGAUGAGUCGGUCAGGACGGUGGUGAUGCGGCGCAAGCGGAGCAAGAACUCGCUGGAGGUCAGCAGGAGCAGGAGCAGCAUGGCCAGCCUGAACAGUGCCUACAACCUGGACACCGACUACGAGCACAAUCUGGAUCGGGUGCACAAUGUCUAUCGGGAGAGUUUGGACUCGCGUACUUUGGAGUUGUUGAAUCUGCGAUCGCGCAACUCGUUCAUCCAGGAUCAGGCGGUCCUGUUCGAUGCCCUCAAUCUGGAGGACGGAUCGGUGGCCAGGCGGUGUGCCUUGUGCUCGAAGAGGGUUUUCAGGAGCGGAAGUAUGCGACAGCGGGAACGGGACGCCGUGGACGGGCGAGGGAAUCCAAUCAAACAGUUUUAA
Drosophila ficusphila is the source of this 1494-nucleotide messenger RNA. RefSeq names its product rho GTPase-activating protein gacU-like. NCBI's taxonomy places the organism in Eukaryota, Metazoa, Arthropoda, Insecta, Diptera, Drosophilidae. The transcript has 3 exons. The coding region runs from base 1 to 1494 and encodes 497 amino acids. The record is from RefSeq and is a predicted model, not a curated record.